Xyrauchen texanus (razorback sucker) is the source of this 496-nucleotide messenger RNA. Its product is annotated as 60S ribosomal protein L14-like. The transcript is spliced from 6 exons. Bases 44 to 466 code for a protein of 140 amino acids. Lineage: Eukaryota; Metazoa; Chordata; Actinopteri; Cypriniformes; Catostomidae. Gene Ontology annotation, cellular component: cytosolic large ribosomal subunit; ribosome. The record is from RefSeq and is a predicted model, not a curated record. Gene Ontology annotation, molecular function: RNA binding; structural constituent of ribosome. Gene Ontology annotation, biological process: translation; ribosomal large subunit biogenesis.
GAGCGGAAGUGCUUUAGUUCUUUUUCUACCACGGUCUGCCAUAAUGGUGUUUAAACGCUUUGUCGAAAUCGGCCGCGUUGCUUUCAUUGCAUUCGGCCCACAUGAGGGCAAGUUGGUGGCAAUUGUAGAUGUAAUUGACCAAAACAGGGCACUGGUAGAUGGCCCAUGCACAGGAGUGAAGAGACAGGCUAUGCCAUUCAAGUGUUUGCAACUCACUGACUAUGUCAUCAAAGUACCUCACAGCGCCCGUCAGAAGUACGUGAGACGUGCCUGGGAAAAGGCGGAGAUCAACCAGAAGUGGGAAGAAAGCAGCUGGGCCAAGAAAAUUGAGGCCAGAAAGAAGAGGGCCACAAUGUCUGACUUCGAUCGCUACAAAGUGAUGAAGGCUAAGAAAAUGAGGAACAAGAUCAUCAAGCACGAGAUGAAAAAGCUCCAGAAAGCUGCCACAGCACAAAAGAAAGCAUAACAUAUCUUCAAUAAAUGUGUUUGAAUUGGA